Molecule: messenger RNA, 6769 nt
Organism: Neodiprion virginianus
Lineage: Eukaryota; Metazoa; Arthropoda; Insecta; Hymenoptera; Diprionidae
Exons: 27
Coding region: 31-6387 (2118 amino acids)
Biological process (GO): proteolysis
Cellular component (GO): extracellular region; membrane
Molecular function (GO): protein binding; chitin binding; serine-type endopeptidase activity
Source: RefSeq, a predicted model, not a curated record
AAUCCACAGUGACUCAUCAAUUUACCGACCAUGAAACCAUCUGAAAACAUUUUUUUGCUUGCUGUGCUGACUAUUAUAUAUUUUUGUAAUACAUCGCUUGCGAUUUUCGAUCCAAGAGAAACUCAUGCUGUUAAACCUGCCAUAAGACGCGAGUUUCCCAUCCUGUGGUAUUCACCAAGUAGCACGACUCCAAUUCCGAUUGAACCUCAAGUCCCUGAAGGAGUCAAAGACUCAGGGUUGCGUCCCAAGAAACCUGUUGUUUUCAACAAUGGCGGUUACACAUAUUCUAAGUAUGGGACAUUCAAUAGGAAAAUAGAACAGCAAAGCACAAACAAUUUCUAUAAUAACUACGACCAAGGGCAGGAUGGUCAACAAGAAAAUUCUGCUUUUCAACAUCGUUAUGGUCAGGAUCAGAAUCUCGGAUACUCUGAUCAAAAUAGUUAUUACGAAAACGGAUGGCUUGUUGAUAAUACUAACAAUCAAAAACCCUAUGAAGAUUUUGCUAUCGAGAUUAAGAAGCCUUAUAAAGACACAAAGGACUUCAAAGCGAAACCGGUUAAAUCAAUUAGGGUUGCCAAAUACGAUUCAGAAACUGGAGCUGUGUGUCCAGCACCUGAUGCAACAGGUCAAUUUGUUUACCCACCUGAUUGUAAAUUUUUUGUCAACUGCUGGAAUGGCCGUGCUUUCGUUCAACCCUGUGCACCUGGGACGCUCUUCAAUCCUGAAACUCUUGAAUGUGAUUUUCCAACAAAAGUCCAGUGUUAUGGCAGUGAAUUAAUUGAUUUACAUAAUCAAUAUAACAUACGACCAUCGGCAAAGAAACAGCCAUUACAAAUUUCCGAACCAGAAAGAGAAUGGAGAGUACCAUCAGCAACUAAUCAGCAUCCAUCAUGCCCACCUUCAUUUACUGGUUUAUUGCCACAUCCAAUUGAUUGCACCAAAUUUUUGCAAUGCGCCAAUGGGGUCACGUUUAUCAUGGAUUGUGGUCCAGGAACAGUUUUCAAUCCUACAGUCAGCGUUUGUGACUGGCCUUACAAUGUGAAAGGUUGUGAAGAUGCAUUGAAACCUAAGACGGAUCCGACAUCUAUUCCUGUUUGGCAGGGAAUUGAUAUGCGGGGUGAUAUGAAUCUACAGUUUCCUCAGGAACGGAUAAAACCUGACGUAGUGACAUGUUCUGAAGGUCAAGAAGGGUUGUUCCGGCAUCCGACAGAUUGUAAAAAAUUUUUACAGUGUAGUAAUGCGAAUACACAUAUAAUGGACUGUGGGCCCGGAACUGUCUUCAAUCCAUUAACAAGUGUCUGCGAUUUUCCCUACAACGUGGAAGGUUGCGGUGAAGAAGAUUUGAAAACUACAACAGAAAUUUCCGAUUUUGGAAUAAAAUCCUCUGUGGGAAAUUCGGAGAGACAAAGUGAAACCAGUUUUGAUCAUAGAACACACUGGGGUGUUGUACCGAAUGUACCGAAUAAUCAAAGAUUUGACAGUCGAAAAGAUUAUGGAAAUAACUAUAAUCGUGGAAAUGAAAAUAGCAAUCCAACUGUAAGUUGGCACCCAUAUUAUAACUAUAAUAAUGAAGGAAAUUCAAAUGAUAGGAUUGACAAAGGCAAUGAUGGCCAAACCGAAAGUUCACUAAGUGGUAACUUUAAUGGAAACCCGAAUACGUAUUAUAAUGACCCAAAUCUUGGUCAAAGUAACACUCAUAAUUCUGAGGGGAGUCAAUAUGGGUCAGAUCAAAAUAUUUACGUGGACAGUAGUUAUAGAUUGCCAAGCGAGGGACAAAAUUCUAAUGAAAGUAAAAAUGAUGGCAAACAAUUUAUUAUAACUCCUGCUACACCCGAAAGCGUAACGAGUCAGCAGAGCUGGAAUCAACCAGAGACAUUUGUUGAUCAACCUGGUCGGUUUAAGCCAAGUACAUGGACAGCUGAAGAGAAAGAAGACAAACACCCGACAAAUCCAGUUCUGAACCAUCAGUGGCAACAAGGUUCAAAAUCAAUUGAUGUAAAUAAGAAUCCGGGUACUGCAAACAGCAUGAAUGUUCUUAAUGCAUUGCAUCAAGAUAGCAUGUUUUAUAAUAAGCAUAAACCAGAUACGAAUACAGCAAAUAAUAACAAUCCUUCUAACUUAUUACAAAAUAAUCAAAUAUCUUUUUCACAAUAUCAACCGAAUAAUAAUGCACUGGGGUCAUCAUUUAUAAAUGGGCAAUAUGCUAUAACGAAUCAAGGAUAUGGUCAAGAGUACUGGCAUGCUACAGAGGGAAAUAUGGACGUGAAUGAAACGUACGGAGAUAUUAUUCACAGGAAUUCUAGUAAUAAAAACAUGAUCCAAUCUCCAAUACUCAAUACUGAUCAAUACACCGAUACCAUGUUCAGAAACGGGAAUUCGAAUAGCAGAGUAGUAGAGAAUACAAUACACACAUCUAAAAAAUUACCCUCAGUCAAAACUGAUUUGUUAGGUCUUUCAUCAGGAAAAAUAGAUCUGGCUGGUCACAGAGAAAGUGAUCAUGAUCUUGAUUCGAAAUCAGAUCAAUGGACAAUGAGAACAAAUGUUUUUCAUCAAGUUCCUAGCAAGCCUGGCACUAAAACUAUAAAAAGACAAAGAAAAACAGAUGGGAAGAAUUUCCACUACCGAAACUCAACCGAUCUGACAAUGAUUAAUAAAAACUGGUAUCCAAGUGGAAUAUAUGCGAAUGUAAAUGAAAUCCAGGGUCAUUACAUUACGAAAGAAAUAGAAAUUAAUCAAGGACAUUCUGAUGCACAAAAAUUUGGCAAUAAAAAUGGAGUUUCAGUUUUAGCAGAAGGGGAAAGAGAUUAUGACACAACUGACAAAAAUACACUCCACGCUCAAAUUGAGUUUGAUAGUGACAAGGAUAAUGACGAAAAAUUGAAUGAAACAAAAAUUGAAUAUACAACACUUGAAUCUACAAGUACUUUGGUAGAGACUGAAGCCACUAUGGAAGAUAAAAAACUUGAUAAAGAUGAUAGACAAAUUUCUGAGGGUUCAAAAACUUCAGGAAUCAUGAAAGUUACUAAUCAAGAAAUUGAUCUAGAUAUUUUUGGUGUAGAAUUCGUAAACAGUAAAGGUGAACCUCCUUUCCCUGUUUACUUUGUACAAGGUGUUCAGCCCAUAAACGGCUGGGAUGAAUGGAUUAAUAUUACACCAAUAUCUGGCCAGAUGCUGCGGCUGCGUGGCGGUUCUAUUUUGGAGGAAGGUUAUUUAGAAGUACAAGGUACUCAGCCUGGUUGGGGAAUUGUAUGCGAUCAUAGAAAUGCAUGGACCCUCAAAAAAGCUAAUAUUGUUUGCAGGCAGUUGGGAUACACAAGGGGAGCUGAAAUGGCAUGGCAAGGAAAUAAUAAUCAGAAUGAUGAGCUACCUUGGGUAGCAGCCGACAGUGUGGAUUGCAUUGGAAAUGAAACAUACUUCCAAUCUUGCAAGUUCACACACAAUCCAUAUUGUGACGUAUCCCGCGAUGCUGUUGGAAUCCGUUGUUUACCAAACAGAGCAGCCUAUUGCAGAGAAGAUGAAAUACCGCACAGAGGUUUUUGCUAUCAUUUGGCAAACCCCGAUACAGCAUUAAAUCAUGCUGAGGCUUUGGACUACUGUAAUAGUAUAGGGGCAAGGCUAUUGGAUGUUCUCGAUCAAACAGAGAACAAUUUUAUAUCCGAGUGGCUGGUGCAGAGACGUCCAGAUGUCAACUCUAUCAUGACAUCAGGAUUUGGUUUCACAACCUUAAACAGAACAAUUUGGCUCUGGGAAGAUUCGAAUCAUGCCAAGUUUAGGUUUGCCAAUUGGUGGCCUGGCUGGAUGCAGGACGAAAGAAUAUCUCCAUCGGUUGGCUCACGUCCAGUAUGCGUUGUCAUGAAGCGUAUAUUUUCCUGCUAUAAUCGUCCUGACAAAAGUUGCCUGAGUGAUUACUUCUUUUGGGACAUUGAGGACUGUGCUACAUCAUCCAAAGGACAUUCGUACAUCUGCAAGAGGGUCUACAAUGAUAUUGGAUGCGUUUAUGGCAAGGGCCAGCACUAUUCGGGAAAAGCAAAUAUCACAGAAUCAGGAGCACAGUGUCUUCCAUGGAAUGACGAGGCGAUCGAGCAGCACCUCCAUUUUAAGGUGGUUUCUGAUGAAAUUAGAGAAAAAUUGAAAGAACAUAACUACUGUAGGAAUCCGAAUCCAAACAGGGAACUGAAACCUUGGUGUUUUACUGGACUGAAUGGCGAAUUUGAACACUGUGACAUUCCACCGUGUGCCGAACAAGGUAUGAUAAGGACUGUCACAGCAGGACGCUGCAAGCCAAAACAUUUUGAAUGCACACCUGGCGAAUGUAUUCCAUCACCAUGGAUUUGUGAUGGCCAAGAGGACUGCACCAAUGGAGUUGAUGAACAGGACUGUUCUCAGCACUUGGAAUUUUAUACAAAAAUAGAACAACAUCAUUUAGAUGACCACGAUGUAGAGAAAUGGUUAAACACUCCACUGAAAACAUGUGCUCUCAGGUGUAAGGAAGCUGAUUUUACGUGUCGAUCAUUCAGUCAUAAAGCUGAUGGGAAUGUCUGUUUACUCAGUGACAGUAACAUCGGGCUUACUGGAGACCUACAACCCUCCAUAGAUUAUGAUUAUUAUGAAAUGGAUGAAAGAAGCAUCAACUGUAGUGAUAUGUUCGUUUGCGGAAAUGGAAAAUGUAUAAAUCAGUCACUACUAUGUGAUGGAAAAAAUAACUGUGGAGAUCGUACUGAUGAAAGCAGUUGUAAUUUGGAAAAUUAUGGAUAUGAAAUUAGAUUAAGCGGAUCCAACAAUACCAAUCAGGGUAGAGUGGAAGUCAAAGUAUGGGAAACAUGGGGACAGGUGUGUGACGAUGGUUUUGGAAUGAUUGCUGCUAAUGUUGCGUGCAAGGAGCUGGGUUUCAUAUACGGUGCUCAAGAAGUCAGGCCUGCAGGUUACUAUGGCAAUGCCGAUUCACAGUUAUUUUUAAUGGAUCAAUUAAAGUGUAGGGGAAAUGAGACCUCGCUAAGGGAAUGCGAUUUCGAUGGAUGGGGCAUUCACAACUGCCUCCCUGAAGAGGCCGUUGGUAUAGUUUGCAAAACAGCAGUGAACACAUGUCAAGAUGGGUCCUGGAAGUGUGACAACAGUCCCGAGUGUAUUCCAACACCAUUCAUAUGCGAUGAAGUUGUAGAUUGUAGUGAUCGUUCUGAUGAAGGUCCAGAGCAUUGUGAGGCACCUUUUGAGCUAAGGCUCUCUGGGGGUAGUAAUCUUCUUGAAGGAAGAGUCGAAGUGCGUCACCACGGUAUUUGGGGCACGGUUUGUGAUGACGAUUUUUCAGAUACAGCUGCUACAGUCAUUUGUAGAUCAUUGGGUUAUGGAGGACCUGCAACUGCAAUAAAGAAUGGAGCUUUUGGACCUGGAGAUGGGCCUAUUUGGUUAGAUGAGGUAUUCUGCUCUGGUAACGAGACACAAUUAUACAGGUGUGAUCAUGAACAUUGGGGCCGCCACAAUUGCGGUCAUGACGAAGACGUCGGUGUGCGAUGUGAGUCUGGAGAAGUAAUAAGACAUGAGAAGUCAGUUCCGUACUUACCUGAGGUCACAGCCAAUGAUAUAUUGCCUACAGAUUGUGGUAAACGCAUUGAAGAUUUUGAUGAAAAUGACGAGUAUAUGGCCAGAGUUGUUCAAGGGUCUGUUGCUCAAAAAGGGGCAUAUCCAUGGCAGGCAAGUCUCAGAGUUAGAGGACACAGUAGAUCGAAUCAUUGGUGUGGUGCGGUGAUAAUAUCUCCAUUGUAUGUUUUAACGGCAGCUCACUGCCUAGAAGGCUAUAAUAAGGGAAUGUAUUUUGUACGAGCUGGAGAUUAUAAUACAGAGGUUGAUGACGGUACCGAAGUAGAAGCAAACAUUGAAGAUUACUAUAUACACGAAGAUUUUCGCAAGGGGCAACGCAUGAACAAUGACAUUGCCUUGGUGAUGCUAAAGGGGCAAGGGAUUCCUUUAGGCAGAAAUAUAAUGCCCAUUUGCUUGCCACCUGAAAACGUUGAAUACUUGCCAGGAUUGAAUUGCACAAUCAGUGGUUGGGGUAGUAUUGAAUCUGGAAAGUCUGUUCAAUCACACUUCUUGCGCUUUGGUUGGGUUCCGAUACUUGAUCAGUCUGUGUGUCAGGCGGAUUAUGUUUAUGGAGAAGGUGCGAUUAGUGAUGGCAUGGUGUGUGCCGGUUAUUUGAAUGAAGGUGUCGACAGCUGCGACGGAGAUUCUGGGGGGCCUCUUGCCUGCAUUCAUAACAAUGCAUUCACUUUAUACGGUUUAACAAGUUGGGGAAAACACUGUGGAGAAGCUAAUAAACCAGGAGUAUAUGUUCGCAUAGCUCAUUACAAGAAAUGGAUUGAGCAAAAAAUACAGCAAUCUUCAGCCAGAAUGUAGAGGAUGUACAGGAAUUUAUGGGAACACUAGCUGGCUUGGCAGACGUUAUCCUGCCAUGUCCGGUAUGUGAGUGAUGAUGUGUUAAUAUGCAAAAUAAGUUAAUAAUAAAUAUAGGUAUGUAUACAGCUAUGAACUAUCGUCUCAACAAUACAAAUGUAUUGCAUGAGUAUGAAAUCAAUCGGUUAAGUCGUUCAGAAGUUACAUAAUCACUAACAGAUGCACGUAGGAAUUAUAUAUACAUAUAUAUAUUAUAUAUAAUUCUUAUGUGCAUCUGUAUAUAUAGGAGUUUGAAAUUAGUGACCACUGUGAUUAUAUAUUAAAAAUAAUUCGUCGAAGUUGGUCAUAGUAAAAACACAAUCAAACAAUUAAAUCUAUGUGAUCA